Messenger RNA from Dunckerocampus dactyliophorus (ringed pipefish), 2502 nucleotides. It is a transcript of the gene tap2a, whose product is annotated as transporter associated with antigen processing, subunit type a. Gene Ontology annotation, cellular component: membrane. Gene Ontology annotation, biological process: transmembrane transport. Bases 71 to 2287 code for a protein of 738 amino acids. Lineage: Eukaryota; Metazoa; Chordata; Actinopteri; Syngnathiformes; Syngnathidae. The record is from RefSeq and is a predicted model, not a curated record. Gene Ontology annotation, molecular function: ABC-type oligopeptide transporter activity; ATP binding; ATP hydrolysis activity. The transcript is spliced from 10 exons.
UGAUGCCGUAUGCAGAGAAGUUAGAAGAAAAUGAAAGUAAAAGCUGAUUCCACGUCGGGACUGCUUAAGAAUGGCGAAGACUUCAGUCCUUCGUCAAGUGUUUGCUUUGACUUUAGCUCUUUGCCUGGAUGCCUGCUUGGUGUACGCGGUCGUGGUGGCGCCACUGGAGCGCACGCACGCGACCUGCUCGCGUCUGGCGUCCACGUGGGCGUUCGCGCUGCUGAGGUGUCUGGCUCUCACCGCCGCCACGGCGGCCGCCCUCGGUGGCCUGCCGCCGGCACCGGCUCGCCUCCUCGUCGCGCACAGUGCGCUUCCGGCCGUGUUGGAGACCGGCACCGCCGCCCUGCGCCUGGACGACAACCAGUGCGGAGUGAUGGCGGACGCGCACUGCUGGCUGAUGUGCGCCGGAGCCUCGCUGGCCGCUGGCUUGUUUUGGGAAGUCGUCGUCCCGGACUCCGGUGGCGACAAAGAGAAGCGAAACAAGCCCAGAGUGUUGUUCAUGAGAGUGGUCCGCUUGUACAAGCCUGACUAUCCUGUGAUGCUUGCUGGCUUCCUGUUUCUCACCCUGGCUGUUGUCUGUCAGAUGUCCGUCCAGUUUUACACGGGGAAGAUCAUUGACAACCUGCGUGGUCAUGACCUGCCAAGUGAAUUCUUCUCAGCGCUGCUCCUCAUGGGCCUCUGCUCUCUGGGAAGGUGCCCACCAACGACCACCACAUGCCAGAACCCCCCGACGUGUUCUGACCUUGUCUUUUGUUCGCUCAGCUCGGUGGGCACAGGCUGCAGAGGGGGACUCUUUACGUGGGCCAGGAGCUCCUUCACGUGCAGAGUGAAUGGCAAGCUGUUUGAAGCUUUGACCAAACAGGAAGUUGCAUUUUUCGAGACCGUUAAGACGGGUGAAAUCACCUCCAGGCUGUCUCAGGACACCAGCCUGAUGGGGGAAACGGCGUGUCUCAACGUCAACGUCCUGCUGAGGAGCCUCAUCAAGAUGGUGGCCACCAUGGUCCUCAUGCUGCAACUGUCAUGGCAGCUGACAUUUUUAGUGUUGAUGGAGGUGCCCGUCACUGGCGUCAUACAGAACAUCUACAACACGCACGAGCAGCGGUUGAAGCUGGCCAUACAGGACUCCGUGGCUGUGGCCAGCGACGCGGCCAAUGAGAUCAUCUCGGGUAUUCGGACGGUGCGGAGCUUCAGCGCAGAGAAACACGAGGCCUGUCACUAUGACAACCGGCUGCUGGACACACACGCCCUCAAGACACGGCGGGACACCGUCAGGAUUGUGUACCUUCUCGUAAGGAGGUUGACAGAGUUGGCCACGCAGGUGCUGAUGUUGUGGUACGGCAGGUUGUUCAUCCAGAGGGGGCAGAUGAGCACAGGUGACCUGGUCUCCUUCAUCCUCUACCAGUCAGACCUCGGGGACAACAUCAGGGCACUGAUCUACAUCAGCUGCAACAUGCUGAACUCAGUGGCGGCCGCUGCUAAAGUGUUUGAGUAUCUGGAUCGAGAACCUCGGGUCAGCACCGAGGGGGAACUGGCACCCGAUCAGCUUCAGGGACAUGUGGUCUUCCGCCAUCUGAACUUCGUCUACCCGACGCGCCCCGACGUACCUGUGCUACAGGACUUCUCUUUGGAGCUGAAAGCGGGUCAGAUGACGGCGCUGGUGGGCCCAUCGGGAGAGGGAAAGAGCACCUGUGCCAGUUUGCUGAAGCGCUGGUACGAGCCGCUGGACGGCGAAAUCCUGUUGGACGGGGAGCCGCUGGGAUCCUACGACCACCGCUUCCUCAGCAAGAAGAUCGCCUUGGUCAGCCAGGAGCCGGUGCUCUUCUCUGGCACCGUCAGACGCAACAUCGCCUACGGGCUUGAUGACUGCUCGAUGGACGCCGUCCGGGACGCGGCUCGCCAGGCCGACGCCCACGACUUCAUCACGCAGCUGGAGAAAGGCUACGAUACAGAUGUGGGGGAGGGAGGCAGCUUGUUAUCCAAGAGCGAACGGCAGCGGAUCGCGAUUGCUCGAGCGCUGGUUCGGCGGCCACAGGUCCUCAUUGUGGAUGAAAUAACCAGCUCCCUGGAUGAGCACAGUGAAAACAAGGUCCUGCACGCCCUGGCGAGUCGCCCCAACCAAACCCUGCUGGUGAUCGCUCACAGACUCAAGACCAUCGAGAAGGCCCGUCAGAUCGCCGUGAUCGGCGGCGGCAAAGUUCAGGAGCGGGGAACGCACCGAGAACUGCUGGACAAGAAAGGGAGCUACUGCAAAGUGAGAGAGAAGCUCGCCACAGCGGGAAGCUACUGACGGGCUCCGUGUGCCGGACCAAAUAUUAUUACCGCUCAACUACACGGUAAUAACAUCCAGUACAAGGACGCCAUCAAUACUUCUGUCUUUAAGCUUCGACACAACGAUCAUAAAUGGAGAAAUAAAUACAUUCAUACAUAUACCACACUUGUUUUGUUAAAAGGAUGUACACAGGAAAUAUAUUCAUGAUAAAAAUAAAGACAUUUCAUGCUGAA